GUGAUUAAGGUAAGUAAAUUAUGGUAAAGCCCAUAAAUUUUUGAAGCAUAUUUUAAUUGUUUUCUGAGAUGGUGGCGAGGUUUAAAUGGAUUUAUUUGCAUUUGAGCAUGAUUAAAAAGGGAAUUUGAACUUUUAUUAUUUUCCUUCUUUUCUAGAAUUGAUGAGACCCGACGCGUGGGAAGCCUGGGGGAGUGACGAGCUAGACGGCUAGGCACUUUUGGACUUAGGUUUUUGUAGCUAAGCCGUUAGUCACCCAUGCUUGACAUAGAAAAUUUUGUGUACAGAAUUUAGUGUUAGUCAUGAUUGUAUAUAUGAAGUGAUAAAUUUUGUACAUUCGACUGAUCUGCCUUUCAUGUUUUCAAUCUAAUCUAGCAAGACCCAGAAGACCAAUUUGAACAAGUCUUUACCUUUCUCUGCAUCUGAUCGAAUAGAAAAGAAAGGGAAAAAAUGUACAGAAAGGCAUCAUAUAAUAGGAUAUCCAAUAUGGUAUUUCGAUCACGAAUUUCUUCCCUGUUGCUAUCAAUGUUUGCCACUCUCGCUGCCAUCUAUGUUGCUGGCAGAUUGUGGCAGGAUUCUCAGAACAGGGUUUAUCUGAUAAAAGAGCUAGACAGAAUUACUGGUCAGGGCCAAUCUGCUAUAUCAGUUGACGAUACUUUGAAAAUCAUAUCUUGCCGGGAACAACAUAAGAAAUUAUCUGCCCUGGAGAUGGAGCUAGCUGCAGCUAAACAAGAAGGUUUUAACUCAAAGAACUUGGAAGAUAUUGAUGGAUCUGUGUCAAAGAGAAGACCACUUGUGGUGAUAGGAAUACUAACAACUUUUGGUCGUAAGAACAAUAGAGAUGCAAUCCGGAAGGCAUGGAUGGGAACUGGUGCCACACUGAAGAAAAUGGAGAAUGAGAAGGGCAUAAUUUCACGGUUUGUUAUCGGAAGAAGUGGAAAUCGUGGUGACAGUUUGGACAGGGGCAUUGACAAUGAAAAUGGGCUAACCAAUGACUUUAUGAUUCUUGAUCAAGUGGAGGCACCAAAGGAGGUUCCAGCAAAGGCUAAAUUGUUUUUUGCUCAUGCUGCAGAUAAGUGGGAUGCUGAGUUUUAUGCCAAAGUCAAUGAUGAUGUUUAUGUGAAUAUUGACACCUUGGGAGCCACACUUGCAUCUCAUUUGGACAAGCCCCGUAUUUAUAUGGGGUGUAUGAAGUCAGGCGAAGUUUUCUCUGAACUGAGUCAUAAAUGGUAUGAACCUGAGUGGUGGAAGUUUGGUGAUAAGAAGUCAUACUUCCGCUAUGCCUCCGGAGAAAUGUAUGUCAUAUCACGAGCGCUGGCUAAAUUUGUAUCAAUAAAUAGAUCCAUUCUGCGUACCUACGCUCAUGAUGAUGUCAGUAUAGGAUCCUGGUUUAUUGGGCUUGAUGUCCAACAUUUGGAUGAAGGGAAGUUUUGCUGCUCAACUUGGUCAACAGGAGCCAUUUGUUCUGGAGUUUGAGGGUGCGUUUGGGAUUGCUGUGAAGUGCUGUGACUAUGCUUAACUGUGGUUGUACUGUGCGUAGCUAAAA
This is a messenger RNA of Rubroshorea leprosula, 1543 nucleotides long. NCBI's taxonomy places the organism in Eukaryota, Viridiplantae, Streptophyta, Magnoliopsida, Malvales, Dipterocarpaceae. The record is from the annotation of a GenBank genome assembly.